Molecule: messenger RNA, 4083 nt
Organism: Cryptotermes secundus
Lineage: Eukaryota; Metazoa; Arthropoda; Insecta; Blattodea; Kalotermitidae
Gene: Rbcn-3B
Product: WD repeat-containing protein 7
Cellular component (GO): cytoplasm
Molecular function (GO): protein binding
Source: RefSeq, a predicted model, not a curated record
UAUAUAUAUAUAUAUGCAAAAUGCAUUGUAUGCUGUAUUUAGUUGAAGAGACAUAACUCAUCCAACAAUGUGGGCUCAAUAAAGGGAAAUGUGUAUUUAAUGAGCAGUAUGUCGGCAGGAACAAAUCUGGUAGUUCCUGUUGUGUUAUGGGGCAAAACGGCCCCUACGCAUUGUAUAUCGUGCGUUUUCCUGUCCCGUGAUCAACGAACGUUGGUGACGGGCUGUUAUGAUGGGCAAAUUUGCCUCUGGCAAGUCGAUCCAGACACACUCAAGAUGACUCCACGGUGUCUUCUUGUUGGUCACACUGCUCCAGUUCUGUGUUUAUCCAAAGCUAGCAUUGUAUUGGAUAAUAAUUUUAUUGUUAGCUCAUCAGAGAGUGGUGAAAUGUGCACCUGGGACUUGGUGGAUGGCAAAUGUCGAGAAGUAGUGAAGCUACCAUAUAUACACACCAGUAUCCAGGCGUACCACAUGUGUGGAUGUGAUGAUGUGCGGCUUUUCUGUAAUGGCUACUAUGCUGAAGUACUUGUUAUGGACCCAUUCAGCCUUGAGAUUGUGUUUACUCUGGCAUCACGAGUUAAUCCUGAUUGGAUCAGUGCUCUCCAUGUACUACGGCCAGCAAAGAGGAAAGAUGAUGUUGUAUUAGGCUUGACAACUACUGGUACUGUGAAAGUGUGGACUCUCUUUGGACAGGAAACAAAGAACUCAGAGCCGUUUUAUGAGAAUGAGAGCAAACAGAUUCGUUGUCUCAAUGCUCUUAGCAUGACAUGUUGUGCAUAUAAUCAACGUACUGUGCUCAUUGUUUGUUCCAAGUAUUGGCAGAUUUAUGAUGCUGGAGAUUUCUCAGUAUUAUGUUCUGUUAUAUCUCCACGAGGUGAACGCUGGUUAGGUGGAGACUUUCUGGCUGCUGAUCGUGUUGUUGUUUGGAGUGAUGAAGGGCGAGGGUAUAUGUAUAAGCUGCCAGCAAACAAGCUGAAAGGGAAGAUGGUCUCUAGUAGCAUUGCUGACAGCAAGGACUUUCACAGCAAGUCAGUAGAAAAUGACAAUCCCUUUCUCUAUUGCCUGUUAGCUGUUCCAUCAGAUAAGCCUCUUUCAUGUCCACCAGCUAUGCGAUAUCAUGUUGUGUCACGCCAAGGAAAAAUGUAUAAAUACUUAAUACGAGGUGAUUCAGAGGGCUGUGUACUAGUCUGGAACAUUCCUGAAGUCACCAAUGGUCAGCUGGCUCAAAUAAAGCAAGAAGAUUUUGCGAAACCACCUGCAAUACCACCGACCGUACUUACCAGUUUAGUCAAAGCAUGGGCAGAGAUGAAACCUCCACCUGUAGGAAUACUGGAUCAGUUGGACUCUGGUGAUCAGCCAGGAGUGCGACUGACAGCAAGCAUCUAUCUGCCUCAGCAGAGUCGCCUGGUUGUGGGCCGUGAAGAUGGUUCAGUCAUCAUUGUGCCUGCGACACAGACUGUCAUGUUGCAGUUGUUGCAUGGGAAGCACCAGCAGUAUGAUGACUGGCCACCACACCAGUUGCUGUUGGGUCAUGCAGGACGAGUGAACUGCCUGCUAUAUCCUCACCAUCUGCACCAGCGUUAUGAGAAGUCUCAUCUUGUAUCUGGUGGUGUUGACUUUGCUGUGUGUCUCUGGGACUUGUAUUCAGGCACACUUCUCCACAGGUUCUGUGUUCAUGCUGGUGAGAUCACUCAGCUUCUUGUGCCACCUAAUUCAUGCAGUCAACGUAUCCAGAAGUGUGUGUGCAGUAUUGCAAGUGAUCAUUCAGUUACACUUCUGGGACUUACUGAGAGAAAAUGUGUUGUACUGGCAUCACGACACCUGUUCCCAGUUGUUACAAUCAAGUGGCGUCCUUUAGAUGACUUCAUGAUUGUUGGUUGCAGUGAUGGAACAGUUUAUGUGUGGCAGAUGGAAACAGGCCAUUUGGACAGAGUUCUGCAUGGUAUCAGUGCUGAAGAGGUGCUGUAUGCAUGUGAUGAGAACCCUGCAGCUUCCAGUUCUGGUGAUGUUGGUCUUGCUAAUCCAGCUGUCCACUUCUUUCGUGGCCUUCGCCAUCGUAAUCUGUCUGCAAUCAGACAUGCGACACAGCGAGGAUUACAUCAAUUGCAGCAGCUUCAUCAUGCCACCAAUCCGGAUGGUAGUGACCAACAGAAAAGUCGAGCAUUGCCCCUUAUGAUCCAAGGCCUGCGCACAAACCCCAAAGAUCCAGAGUCACACAUAUUGGUGUUUGACAUUGAGGCACUCAUAGUGCAACUUCUAACUGAAGAAUACAGUACCAUGUCACCUGGUACUUUGGAAGCUCAGGGACUCAUCAACCAAGCAGAGUACCAGAAAGUUGCAGCACUUACACAGUCUGCUUCUCCUGAUGCUCAUAAGAAAAUAGCAGACUUCUUUGGCCGGGUGAAGGACAAAGCUGGUGAUUUGGAGCGGACUCUGAAGGAAAAGGACAGGCAUGGAAUCCUGGCCAAAAUGAAGGAAGGUGCGGAGAAUGUUCAGACCAAACUACAAGCACAUGCUGAGAUUGUUGGUUUCAAACCCAUCCAGGUCGACGGGAAGGGAAAUGAGGUGGGUGAUCAAGGUGGAAGGAAGGUGCGUGGUUUGGAGACAAACACCACUAUGGAAAUUGCUCAACUUCUUUUGUCACUGCUUCAUGCAUGGGGCAUGGAUCCUGACCUUGAUAGGGUGUGUGAAGGUAAAUUGGGUCUUCUUCGUCCAAUGGUACCAGUGUCAUUUGGAGUUCUCUCCAAAGGAGGUUACAUGAGCUUAUUGCUCCCAACAUGGCAAGCAAAAUGUGCCAAUGAACUUGAUGCUGAGAAGCCAGCAAACACAUCUGGCAGUGCUAACUCCUUGGAAGCUGACUUGCCAGUUGAAUUGGUUCGCUUGGAGCGACUUACAAGGCUGUUCACAGCACGCACACACUGGGAGCUAAGUACUACUUUGACCAGUAAUCAUCUGCUUGCAAUUAUUGCAAUGGCGAACACACUUAUGUCCAUGAAUAAUGCAACUUUUAUUCCUGAGCAGGAACGCACUCGCAAGCUUCAUAGGCAGAGUACUCGUACAGCCCUCAACUGGGCCACUAAAGCUGAAGAAGAAAAUGAAGAUCUGUUCACAGCCCAGCAAGCUCAAAUCAAGCAAGGCUGGAGUCUGUUGGCUACUCUGCACUGUGUUUUACUGCCAGAUAAGGUGGUCCAGGCUGGCUCGAAGAACUUCAAGAGACCUCAAGUCGAGAUGAUGGCACGAAGGUGGCAGCACCAGUGUUUGGAGGUGCGUGAGGCUGCACAAGCUUUGUUAUUGGCUGAACUUGGUCGACUGGGACCAAAAGGUCGCAAAGCCCUAGUUGACAGUUGGGCUCAGUUUUUACCAUCCUACAGCUCAGCAGAUACACUGGGGUUCCCUCCUGGUACUCCACAGCCUUCAUCACAGAUGCUGACAGUUCCAUCAGCCCAGCAAGGAGGCUCUUCCCAGCAGACACUAUCAUCAGGUCAACAGGGCAGCAAUGGUUCAGCUCCUGGCCACCAGACAGAGCAACCACAGCAUGAGGAUGAAGACGACGAUGAGGAGGAAGGAACAGAGGAAUAUUGUGUGCGAAAACCUUGGAGCGUGGCGGAGUUGAAACGUAAGCAGACAACUGCAGUGGUGCUUCUUGGAGUGAUUGGAGCAGAGUUUGGCCAAGAUGUGAGUGAUGGCAGCACAAGGCGAAGGGCUAGUGAAGAUCAGAGGCGCAAGAGUUCUGUUGUUGAAGGCUUCGGCAUAGGCAAUAAUAAUCUUGCCCGGCUGACAAGUCUUGCUCUUACCCACUUACUCUUAGCAGCACCGUCUUCACGGCUACCUGCACACACACCUCUCCGAAGGGCUGCCAUAGAUUUGAUUGGUCGGGGUUUUACAGUAUGGGAGCCUUAUCUUGAUGUAUCUAAAGUUCUUCUUGGGCUUUUGGAAUUGUGCUGUGAAGCUGACAAACUCAUGCCAAGCAUGACAUAUGGACUGCCACUGACACCAGCAGCUGAUUCAUGCCGUACAGCUCGUCAUGCCCUCACCCUCAUAGCCACAGCACGUCCUGCCGCCUUCAUUACUACCAUGGCAAGGGAG